AUGCCUCUAAUUAGAGUUCGUGUUCACGUCAUAAGGAUUGGACGAACUGAUUUAUCGUUUACUGUCGAACCCGGUGAGACAGUAGCCCUCGUUGGUCCGUCAGGCUCCGGAAAGUCUUCGUGCAUAGCUUUGCUAGAAAACUUCUAUCAACCAAACGCUGGUCAAGUGCUUGUUGAUGGAGUGCCAUUAGAAGACUAUGAACACCACUACAUCCAUAGAAAG
Strongylus vulgaris is the source of this 222-nucleotide messenger RNA. NCBI's taxonomy places the organism in Eukaryota, Metazoa, Nematoda, Chromadorea, Rhabditida, Strongylidae. The record is from the annotation of a GenBank genome assembly.